Talaromyces amestolkiae is the source of this 1743-nucleotide messenger RNA. RefSeq lists its product as uncharacterized. NCBI's taxonomy places the organism in Eukaryota, Fungi, Ascomycota, Eurotiomycetes, Eurotiales, Trichocomaceae. The transcript has a single exon. The record is from RefSeq and is a predicted model, not a curated record. Bases 1 to 1743 code for a protein of 580 amino acids. Gene Ontology annotation, molecular function: flavin adenine dinucleotide binding; oxidoreductase activity, acting on CH-OH group of donors.
AUGGCUGUCAAGGACGGAGCUCGCUUUGACUUUAUUGUCGUCGGCGGUGGCACAGCAGGCAACAUCGUUGCUUGCCGCCUUGCAGAAAACCCGAAUGUCAGGAUCCUUGUUGUCGAAGCCGGCAUUGGCACAUCUAAGAAUAACGAAGAGAUCCGGACUCCCGGUCUUGCAAUGGAAAUUCGCGGUAGUCAAUACGACUGGGCGUACAAGACAACCAUGGUCAAGCGUGAUGACUAUGAGCGUAUCGAAAAGCCCAACACCCGUGGAAAGGCCCUUGGUGGCAGUUCGUCGCUGAACUACUUCUCUUGGGUGCCCGGCUCUAAGGGUACCUUUGACUUGUGGGAAGAAUACGGCGGAAAGGAAUGGACUUGGGAUCCUCUGAUUUACUACCUUCGCAAGAGUGUUACGUACCAUGAUGACGAAGGACUCUACUCGCCAGACCUGAAGAAAAUUGGCGGCGGUGGACCGAUCCCAAUUUCCCAUGCCCGCCUUAUGCCUGAAAUGAAAGGUUUCCGUGACCUUGUCACCAAGGCUUGGAAGUCCACUGGGGAGCCUGUCACCGAGAACAUCUUCGAUGGAACGAUGCGUGGUCUGGUUCACAGUGUAAACACGAUCUACAACGGCCGGCGUUCCGGGAGUUUCCUCGCAGUUGCUGACAAGCCUAAUGUCACAAUUCUUCCCGAAGUUCAUUCGAAGAAGCUUAUUAUUAACAAUGCCGAUCGAAUUGCCAAGGGUGUGGUUGUGAUUAACGCAUCUGGGCAAGAGCUAAGUUUCUAUGCCACCCGUGAAGUCAUCGUCUCCGAGGGUGUCUUUGAGACCCCGAAGCUUCUGAUGCUUAGCGGUAUUGGACCAGCACCUGAGCUAGCCAAGCACAACAUCCCUCUUAUUGUGGACUCACGCCAUGUCGGUCAGCAUCUCUUGGAUCACCCUGGGGUUCCAUUUGUUCUCCGUCUCAAGGAUGAAUAUUCAAUGGACAACCAUGUAUUGCGCAAGGGCCCUCUACAGGAUAAAACUCUCUCAGCAUAUGCCAAUGGCCACACUGGUGCCAUGGGAUCUCCGUUCCUGGAGUUGAUCGGUUUCCCUCGUAUUGACAAGUACUUGGAGAAGUCUCCCGAAUACCGUGCUGCCAAGGCUGCCAACGACGGACUCGACCCCUUUUGUCCGUACGGCCAGCCUCAUUUCGAGCUUGACUUCAUUCCUCUUUUCGGCAGUGCUUUCCAAUGGCAUUUCCCGCACCCCAAGAAAGGUAGUUAUAUGACGGUCAUGGUUGACCUCGUUCGCCCUGUCUCUCCGGGCGGUGAGGUUACACUUAACAGUGCCGAUCCAUUGGAGCAGGCGAAUAUCAAUCUGAACUAUUUCGCCAACGACCUUGAUAUCAUUGCCAUGCGUGAGGGUAUUCGAUUCACGUAUGACGUCCUCAAGAAUGGCCCUGGGUUCAAAGAUAUUGUUGUGGAUGAAUACCCUUGGGAGAUGCCGCUAGAUGACGAUGAGGCGAUGAAAAGAACGGUGUUAGAUCGUUCUCAAACCUCGUUCCACCCUUGUGGUACUGCACGCUUAUCUAAAAAUAUCCAGCAGGGUGUGGUAGAUGCCGGCCUUAAGGUCCACGGCGUCAAAAACCUCCGUGUCAUCGAUGCCUCUGUUAUCCCUGAAAUUCCGGACUGCCGUAUUCAGAACUCGGUCUACAUGGUUGCUGAGAAGGGAGCGGAUGCUAUCAAGAGUGAUCAUAAAGAUCUUUAUCAUUAG